AUGUGUUCAGAAAGGCCACCUGCCAGUGCUGGACUACAGCUCCUAGAAUUUUGUCUGGCCUUGGAUUCUAAGGAUCCUCUCAUACUGUCUCUACUGUUAACAUGCAUUUCUGCAUUGUUGGUCUUCCUCAACAUGGUACCUGCUGAGUCUGCAACGAACUAUCUUCCAGGGGUUCUGGAUAAAAUAUUCAACGCUCUGGUGUUCGAAAUGCCUGUGGAGUCCAGGUCAUCUGAUUCUAUCAAGAACAUUCACCAUCACGCAGCCUCUUUGAUAGUAAAAAUGGCACAGAAGUAUUCACCGCUGCUGCUGCCCUUUUUUGAUAGGAUUAAAGAGCUUGUUACUGAUUUGGAGAAAAAGGCUGUGGCUACCAGCAUACUUGAAUUCACCAGCUUAAAAGAAGCCCUGCUGCUUAUCAACAACCAGUUCUGUGAUUACGAAAGACAAAGGGAGUUUGUGGGGGAGGUGUUGAGGCCAGUGGGGGAGCACUGGCGGGUGAUGACCUCUGAAGUGUUCACCUCUACAGAGGUGUUCAUGGCGUUCGUGGGACUCGACAAGCCUCCCGUCGAACCCAGUAAAAACGAUACAAAUUUCCACAACAGAUUUCAGAUCAUGUACACUGUUGAUGUCUUGAGUGCAGUGGUCAGACAUUGCACCUGGCCAGAUGACCCUGAACGAGCUCUGACAGGAGGGUUUGUUAUCGGAAGGACAGACUCAGGUGACCCUAUCUACCGCAACCCUGCCACACCCCACCUGCUGCCUCUACUGCCUGGAAUUCUAAAUCUCAUCAAAAUGUUCAACUCUCUGUGGACGCCUGAGGCCCAGGGGCGGGUUUAUCCACUGACUGUACAUACUCAGGAGGACUCCCUUUGGCACUCAAGUCUGGAGCUUGGAUCACCCACCUACAGUGAACAGCUACAGGCUGAGGCUCCAACCUCAUCUGGUCUUUCCUGCAGGCUCGAUAUACAUUGUGUCCCAAAUCGCUACUACACACGAGAGUUGUCCACCCCAUUCAUCGCCACUGCCGUCCUGGGGUGUCUGGUUUAUCACACAGACAUUGCCUACACUGGAUACGAGGGGGCCCAUGCCAUGCUGGAGGAGGACCGUAACAACCUGCUGGGUAUACCAUCGCGCUCAGACAUCAGGGACCACUAUAGACCGCAACCUUCACGUACAGCACUGCAUCGCAUGCAGUGCUUCCUGUCCAAAACAAAUGAAUGUUGCUACCAAAUACUGAGCCAUGCCUUCCCCUCACUCUCACAUGACCUCUACCACAUGCCUCACCUGGCUCAAUAUCUCAUAGACACUGUGAUGCACAACCUAGAGAACAUCCCAGACUACCGACUCAGAAUAUUAUUGAGGAGGUUCUUCAAGCCUUUUUUCGCCAGCUGUCCGUCCGACUGCUAUGACACUGUCCUAGUUCCUGUACUCGCUCGAUUUACUCCUUUCAUGUUUUUAAGGCUGGACACCAAAUGGCAGCACAUUAUUGAGCUUCAAGAUUCUGGUUCAACAAACAAGAAAUGCACAGAUGUUGAGGAGGUGUUAGAAGACAUGUUAAUCAGAGAGCUGACCAGGAAAUACCUGAAAGUGUUGAAGUUAGCUCUAAUCAAAGACUCAGUGAAGUCCAGUAACUCCGACUCCACCGCCAUGGAGCAGGACUGUGAAGACCAGAGGCCAGUUCACAGUUCUACCGAGGUCAUCAGCGAGCUAGGACUGCGUUUGCUGCAAUGUGACACAACCUGCCAAGCUGUCACACUGUGCCUUCUCAGUGCAUUGUCAUAUAAUGACUCAGAAAGCAGUGCAACAGCGGCAUGCCUGGUAGGGCCAGUCUUGAGCCAGCUGGUGGUAGGUGGAAUGAUGAAUGCCGAACUUGCUUCCAACUCCAUUACCUCAGUGCUACAGGGUCUGCAACUCCAUGCCCAGCAUGAAUAUAAUGAGUUCAGUCUCGUUAUGGUGGGUACGCAACUGUAUGAGCUGCUGCGUCCCCUGUACCCGCAAGUUCUGGAGUUGCAUGGCCUGAGCAUAGGACAGAUGUUCAAGAGGAAAGCUGCCAUGGAAGAGGCUCCAAGGACAUAG
Molecule: messenger RNA, 2073 nt
Organism: Macrosteles quadrilineatus (aster leafhopper)
Lineage: Eukaryota; Metazoa; Arthropoda; Insecta; Hemiptera; Cicadellidae
Product: exportin-5-like
Exons: 13
Coding region: 1-2073 (690 amino acids)
Biological process (GO): RNA export from nucleus; protein export from nucleus
Cellular component (GO): cytoplasm; RNA nuclear export complex; nucleus
Molecular function (GO): RNA binding; nuclear export signal receptor activity
Source: RefSeq, a predicted model, not a curated record